AGCAAGAUGAGUCUUCCUGCAGUACUGAUGUUGCCAGUCUUGCUACGGUCACAAUGACCAUUACCACCACCGUUACGCCUGCCGCGGCCAGUACUGCUGCCUCCUCGGCCGCUACCAAGGCGGUCUCCUCGUCUGGUAGCAGCUCCAGCAGCUCCGGUUCGAGCAGUUCUAGUUCAAAGAGUUCUGGUUCGAGUAGCUCGAGCUCCAAAUCGGGUUCCUCUUCCAAGUCCAGCAGUUCGAGCUCUGGUUCGAGUUCCAGCGGAUCUAAGAGCAGUUCGACAACGACUUCUUCCGCUGCUAUCGCGUCUGUGACCGGUGGUAACACCGCUGCAUCUACCUCGAGUGGCAACUCUGGUGACCUCCAGACCGCCUUGACCCUUGACUCUUCUGUCAUCGCAACCGGGUUCGAGCAGGAUGGCCAGGCAAACGCCACAGCCGGCCAAGUCGCCUCCUUGACCUCCAGCAACAACUUUAUCAACUUCUGCGCCACAACCAACCUCCCUAUCACCAACGGCAAGCAGAUCACCACCGGUUCGUGCAACCCCGCACCCAUGGGUGUCAUCGCCGCUAGCACCAACAUCCCCUCCUCGAAGUUCUCCAACCCUCCCAACUUUGGCACCAUCGCCGCGAACACCGACUUUGACAUUGUCAUGAACGUCAAGAACCUCGAGCUCGGCAACUUCGUGAACGCGGCGUCGAACUAUUACUCCGCUCCUCAGCAGGUCAACUCGCAGGGGAACAUCGUCGGACAUACCCACGUGGUGGUCGAACAGUUGAGCAGCUUGACGCAGACGACGCCCACGGAUCCGACGAAGUUUGCGUUCUUCAAGGGUGUUGACGGGGCUGCGGUCAAUGGCGCGGUUAGUGUGACUGUGACGGGUGGAUUGCCGGCUGGUGUGUACAAGCUUUCGAGCAUCAACUCGGCGGCGAACCAUCAGCCUGUGCAAGUCCGGAAAGGGCUCCAAGUCCGCUUCUGCUUCUGCCUCCGCCUCCGCUCCUGCCACAGAUGCCGCGACCGCCUCUGCUUCUGCUUCCAAGGGUGCCGCGACUGCCUCUGCUUCUGCCUCUGCCUCUAAGGACGCCGCUACCGCCACUGCCUCUGUAAAGGCUACCGACUCCAAGAGCGCUUCCGCUUCCGCAUCGACUUCCAACUCCAAGAGCGCGUCUGCGUCUGCCUCCAAGGAUGCAGCUACCGCAUCUUCGAAGGCUACCGAUGCCUCGAGCGCUGCAGCUUCGGCUACCGACGCCGCGAGUGCUUCGGCCUCCGAGUCCGCGGCUGCGACGGAGAGCGCUGCUGCGAGCGGGAAGGACGACAAGAAGAGCAGCAAGGAUAGGAGGAUGAUCAAGUCGAGGAUCUCGAGGUUGUAGACGCCAUUUCGACGUCUCAAUGCCUUGAUGGUCUAACCUUCCCAUACGCCUAUACCUCUCCUCUCCUCUUCCUCAAUUCUCUUUUCAUUUCUUGCUGGAUACCCUUUCCUUGUUGUAUGAGUAUUGCGUGGUCAUUUGCUUUCUAGAGUUCGUCGCAAUUCAUUUAUUGGUUACUGUCCCCUUUCACUUUUCGGUUUCUCUCCUCAUUGUUUUGUGCUUGUCGUGUUUUUGGUGUUCCUGCAUUGCGUGUUUCCGUCGACUUAUCUGCCUCCCUU
Molecule: messenger RNA, 1643 nt
Organism: Stereum hirsutum FP-91666 SS1
Lineage: Eukaryota; Fungi; Basidiomycota; Agaricomycetes; Russulales; Stereaceae
Exons: 5
Coding region: 54-1076 (340 amino acids)
Source: RefSeq, a predicted model, not a curated record